AUGACGACUAAGGUGGACGGGGUGCCGGGUCCGCGGAACAAUGGGCACGAGAUGGCCCCGCUCAACACACGUGCCCGGGGCGAUGGUACGCACGGCGUCACGAUCAUGCUGUCACCGCCGGACCGUAGCUCGAUCGGAUCGCGCGACGGUGCCGGCGCCCUGCCCGAUGGCGACCCGGACCGGGCCGCCUGGUCCGGCAAGAUGCAGUUUUUCCUCAGUAUUAUCGGGUACUCGGUUGGGCUUGGCAACAUCUGGCGGUUUCCGUACCUGUGCCAGCAGAACGGAGGAGGUGCUUUUCUCAUACCCUUUAUGAUUAUGCUGAUUCUUGAGGGUAUUCCCCUGUUUCUGAUCGAACUCGGCAUGGGACAGCGGAUGCGACUCGGUGCGCUUGGCGUGUGGAACACAAUCCAUCCGUGGCUCGGCGGCAUCGGUAUCAGCUCCUGCAUCGUUACGUUGUUUGUGGCGAUCUACUAUAAUGUCAUCAUUACCUGGUGCUUCUACUAUUUCUUCAACAGCUUUCGGUAUCCAUUGCCGUGGGCCGUCUGUCCACAGCUGAACGGAACCGACGUCGAAGAGUGUGAGCGGUCGUCCGAGACCGCUUACUUCUGGUACCGUACCACGUUGGACGCAGCGCCGAGCAUAGACGAAACCGGCGGCUUCAAAUGGUGGAUCGUGCUCUGCCUGAUGCUGUCCUGGACCGUGGUGUUCUUCAUCGUGAUGAAGGGUAUCCAGAGCUCGGGCAAAGUAGUGUACUUUACCUCCCUCUUUCCCUACAUCGUCCUGACGAUCUUCUUCAUUCGUGGUAUCACCCUCAAAGGGGCCGGGGCCGGGUUAAUGCACAUGUACACGCCCAAGGUGGAGAAGCUGCUCGAGCCGACGGUAUGGCUGGAUGCGGCCACGCAAGUCUUUUACUCGUUCGGGCUGGCGUUCGGAUCGCUGAUCGCGUUCGGCAGUUACAACACGCCCAAAAACAACUGCGUGCGUGAUGUGCUGCUGGUGUCGGUCUGUAAUGCGAUCACCGCCAUCUAUGCCAGUGUCGUAAUCUUCGCCAUUCUAGGCUAUAAGGCUACGCUAGGUGUCGAUAGAUGCAUUCAAGUAAAUAAGCAUAUUUUAGUCAAACACAAUCUACUUCCAUCGAUGGACGUUGAUAACAGCGAGUACGAACACGUGAUGGCGAGCUUGAACGAAACGAUGACGAAAGAAUGGGAGUUUGAAAAAUGUAGCCUGGAGGAUCAGUUGUCCAGCGCUGCUGAAGGAACCGGUCUUGCGUUCAUCGUAUUCACUGAAGCUAUCGUCGAACUACCAGGUUCUCCCUUCUGGGCUGUGCUAUUUUUCACCAUGUUGCUCUCUUUAGGCUUAGGAUCGCAGAUCGGCAUUUUGGAAGGAAUGCUUUGUACCAUAUUUGAUAUUGAUAUCUUCAAAAGGAUUCGGAAACCGUACGUUACUGGUGUUGUCUGUGCAUUCUGUUUCUCGGUGGGUCUCAUUUUCACCACCGGUGCGGGCGAAUAUUGGCUGAAAAUGUUCGAUUCUUUCGCCGGUACGAUUGGAUUGGUCGUGGUUGCGCUGAUGGAAAUGAUUGCCGUCAUAUACAUCUACGGACACGAGAAGUUCACGGAAGAUAUUUACCAAAUGACGGGCAUUCGGCCGGGUCUCUACUGGCAAAUGACCUGGCGAUACAUUGGUCCCGCCAUCAUGGGUUGCAUUCUGCUGUCUUCUAUACUUUCGAUGCUACUACGAAAUCCAACGUACGGCGCAUGGAAUGGGGAACUGGGAAUUGUCGAAAACAAAUCAUAUCCAAAUUGGGUGAUGGGCAUCGCACUAGCGAUGAUUGUUGCCGGUGUGCUGCCUAUGCCAGUGGUCUUCCUGCUACGACGGUUCCAGAUACUGAAGGUUGAUCUCGACAUACACCAGGGAUCGAUCCGAAGAAACGAAACGACCGCCUCCACAAAGGAAAUGAUUGAUGAAGACGACGACGACGAUGAUGAUGAUGAUGAUUUUAGUGGACCUGCACUAGGCGGACCGGUCAAUGUUCGGAGCGAUUCGGACGACGAAGACGAACCACCGACGAUGGGUAAAAUGUUGGCGAAAAAGACCGGUGGCACGAUGUCGUCGCCGCACAGUAAACCGCAACAGCUGCAGUUUAAAAACCAGCAUCAUCUCACACCCGACGUACUGAGCCCCGGUUCCCGAAAAAAACCGUUCCGGAUGGAGGUGGUCGAUUUCUAA
Anopheles marshallii is the source of this 2226-nucleotide messenger RNA. RefSeq names its product sodium-dependent neutral amino acid transporter B(0)AT3. The record is from RefSeq and is a predicted model, not a curated record. Gene Ontology annotation, cellular component: membrane. The transcript has 9 exons. The coding region runs from base 1 to 2226 and encodes 741 amino acids. Gene Ontology annotation, biological process: sodium ion transmembrane transport. NCBI's taxonomy places the organism in Eukaryota, Metazoa, Arthropoda, Insecta, Diptera, Culicidae.